GAUGUAAAUUACAACAAAUUGAUGCAUUCACUAUAAUUGACAAGAUGAACUUGUUACGUAUUGUCCGAAGACGUGAAAACUAUCGACUGGUUGUUAACAAGUUGAAAUUAAUCGCAAGUCUUCAAGCUACACAGCCUACUAUUCAAACUCUACUGAGAAAUAAUGAUUUUUGUGCUGCUUUGGAUUUAGUUAGCACUACAAAAGAAUUAUUACAUUCACAUUUGAUGAUGGACUCAUCUCCGAAUGAUUUAUCAUCAAACAAAAUAAUGGACCAGCCUGGGAAUAGAAAUCCAGCACAAGAUAAUCUAACAUCUAGGUUAAAGAAGAAUUCAACUACAUUUCUUUGUUUACGUGAUUUUAAUGCUCAACUCAAUGGUAUCUCUAACUUCGUGCAUAAAAUGGUUGAGUCAGAAUUCGAGAUUUCAUUAUGUCGAUUUUUGGAUCCACCUAUUGAAGAAUAUGGCGGAUUUAAUAAUCCCGACAUUUUAUCUUGUUUUCUUGGUUUAAUACGAAUUGAUCGGUUGGAUUUUGUGAGCGGUUUUCAUGCAGAAAUGCUUAAGCGAGUGAAAGAGAUAUUCUAUCAACACAUCACUUCAGUAACACAACCUCCUGGAAGUAAUAGUGUUACAGAUUCUUCUACAACACCAGGAUCUAAUACAAUGACACUGUCUACUUCUGAUCAACUACGUAAUAUGCCUGGUGAAAAUUGGAUGACAUUUUUAUCUAACUUAUGCAAUGAUAUAAAAUAUUUGCUUAUUCGUGGUCAGGAUGUUGUAGAUAUAUUCGAAAAUAAUCUCUGUUCUAAUCAUCAAUCAAAUGAAACUGUUGAAAAUGGUGUUGUUAUUUCAUCGACUCAUCAAUCGUUGAAUAUAAUUAGUGUUGAAAAAGCAAAAGAACUUGCUAAAUCUAUGCAUAAAACUCUAUGGGACACGGCUAAUAUAUCUCAAAGACGUUUAUGUUCCAUAAUUUCAUCUCGAUUUCGUCUUGGUGCUAUUCAAUCAGUGGAAUCAAAGUUGUCCACAUCGACCAUCAUGACGACAGCGACAACAACAACAACACCUGCCUUGUCAUCAACUGUCGAUUUAUCGUUGAAUUCACCGAAUCUACAGCAAAAACGUUUAUCUGUGACAGCAACAAUGGAUAUUGGAUGUACAACAGCGUUUAGUGAAUAUGUGUUUGAUAAAUUUACCUGGAGUAAUUUUAAAGAACUAGUCAAAAUAAUAAAUAUUUUUCAGAUAUAUGUUCUUCGAGCACGGUUGAAAUUUUCCGAUAUUCCAAUGGAAUCGCUAAUUUGUCAUUCCAUGAAUAAUUCAGAAAACUCUGUACAGUCAAAUGCACGUCCUUUCAAUAAAUCAAAAUCUUGUGUUCAAAAGUCAAUAAUUCCUUUAAAUCGCAAAAAUUUAAAUGAUAUUACUACCUCUUCUUUGAUGAAUAAUUCCAAUGCUGAUAAUUGUAUAUCUAAUGACCAGUACAUAUCAACUAUUCAAUCAGAUCUACUAUUACGUAAUCUUGUACUUGAUAUGAUAAAACUUAUCAUUGAUCGAUUUCAUCGUGAAAAAUUUGAUCAAUUAAAUAUGUUUCUGGAUCAAGAAAGAUGGCAAGCAGCUACUUGUCCGGAACAAGUUCAGCAAAUGAUUAAUGAUAUUACCAUGGAAAUAGAACAAUCUAAAUUAAAGACUUCACAAUUGACCAAUGAACAUUCUCCUUCUAAAACAAAUCAUCAUCAUAAUAAUAAUUAUAAGUUAAUUCCGUCAACAGACAGUGUAGUUUAUUCGCCAAAUCAUAUUUUACUAAAUAAUGAACAAUAUACGGUAGUUCGUACAGUUAUAUUAUUGUUGCCAAUGAUGAAUGAUUAUGUGGAAUUUAAUGAGAAAUUACCUGGUCAACCAUUAAUUACGGAAUUUAUUUUAGAUCGUCUAGCUGAUCUACUUAAUCAUUUUAAUUCCCGUGUUUGUCAACUUGUUCUGGGUGCUGAGGCAUGUAAACGAGUUGAUCUACAACGUAUAUCAGCUAAAAAUCUUGCCUUGACCAUGCGUAGUCUACAAUUGGUUGUGCAUUUUUUACCAUGUAUACAAUUCUUGUUAGAAAGAAUAUCUAAAAUGGAAUCUGACAAAGUAUCAUCAUCAACUAAUGUGGAUAAUGUUCUUAUUGCUUUAUUAUAUCAUUCAAAUUAUAGUCAAUUUAUCAAUCGUAUAACAUUAAAUAGUUUAAAUCAUAUUGAAAAAUUAUUUAAUGAACAUAUUGAUAAUAUUUUACGAAAACUUGUUCAAUUACUAUCUAAUCCAAUCGGUUCAAUGUUUUCUAAUUGGUAUGGUCGUCCUCCGAUACCUAGUAAACAAAUGGAUGAAAUAUGUCGUAAUUUAUCAAAAUUAAUUGAAAUGACUAAACAUGUUUUACCUGCGGAAAUAUUGACGUCUAUCCUAUUACGUGUGCAUAAUGAAUUAAAAGUACAAUUACGUCAUCGUAUCAGUGAACUUGGUAUUAUUGCUGAUGGUGGACCUCAACAAAGCUUGAUCGAUUCAGAAAUUCUCUACUACAUUGAUCAUUUUCAAACACUCACACCACAACUACAAAAAUUUGUUGAUGAUUGUUCGGAUAUUUGGCCGUCAUAAAUAAUAAUCAUCAUAUUGACUUGUCAUCCAUUUUUUUAAAAAAAAAUUGUGCCAUGAAGAAGAAUGUGGAAUCAAUCAUAAAAGAGAAACUACAAACAAAUAAAUACAGUAGGCCUUGCUGUGUACCUGUUCUGUAUUACUAGCUAGACUGAUUAAUUCACCUUGUGUCUUUCACUAUUUAUAAUUAAAUAAAUAAAUAUAUAUAUAUAUAUAAUUUUUAUAAUUUUGUGAGUCUUUCAUCGCUGUACACAACAUAUUCAUUCAUGCAUAGACUGAUUUCUCUGGUUGUAUUGUACCAUCAUCAUUCCAAUAGGUGUAUUUGUGUAUAGGUCAACUGUAUGUGUGUGUGUGUGUGGGUGUGUGCGUAGAGACCUUGCUCACUCACUCAUUCAAACACUCACUUGUGUAUACAUUUUCUUCUGUAUUCUUCUCUUGAUUUUCAAUUCUGCUGUCACAUUAUAUGAGUUUAAUCAUUUUUGUUGUUGUUGUUGUUGUCGUCGUCGUCGUUUUGUUAAUGCUUACUUACUUGAUUCUUUUAUGCCUUGUUUUUUUCUUUUUAGUUCUCUCUGUCUUGUUGCUCUAAUAAUAUUGUUUGUUGUUUCAUUUCCUUUCGUCUUUAUGCUUAUUUUUUCUUUCAUUCUAAUCAAUACAUUUUCUACAUUAGAAUAAUAAUUGUAACAGUAAUCUUCUGUUUAAAACCUUUUUCAUUAUUAUUAUUAUCAUUAAAAUGGGCUUCUACAGUAAUUCAUUGCUUGUUUACUUACUAUAUCGGUUCUAUUGAGAAAAAACUGUUAAAUUGUCAGUUUGUAGAGAAACGAUGUAAAUGUUGAAGUUUCCUUUAGAUAUUAGUGAUAUGCUUGAAACUAUUACGAGUUCACCGUACUCCGUAAACUGAGCGAAGACAAAUGACGCAGUGACACGAUAGGCUAUUCUAA
Molecule: messenger RNA, 3547 nt
Organism: Schistosoma turkestanicum
Lineage: Eukaryota; Metazoa; Platyhelminthes; Trematoda; Strigeidida; Schistosomatidae
Source: the annotation of a GenBank genome assembly